UUCAAACCAAGAUGGUGGCGUUCUUGCUGCAGCAGUGCUGCAUGGAAAUAAGUCCUUCACAGCUCAACUAAAGACUGCACACCUUAUUUGCACAAUGGAUUGUUUACUAUGACACCACCGACGACGGGGAUAUCAAAUAGACAAGAAUCAUGCAGGUAUCGGUAAGGCGGGCACUGCAUCUCCAGGGCAUCGCCCGGUCUGGCCGAUUCAAAAAUGCGCUCCUGAAUUUAGUGCCCCGCCAGCUGACCCCCAGCAGCCGCACCUUGUUCAGUGAGACCGGCGUGUGGGAGAAGAACUAUCGUGUGGCGACCCGGCGCAGAGUGGAGGAAUGGUGGCACCCGCGGAUCAUGGCACAGUGGGCCAAGGACACCCAGGAGGAAAGUCACAACCGGAAAAAGUUCUACGUUCUCUCCAUGUUCCCGUAUCCAUCUGGACGACUGCACAUGGGCCACGUGCGGGUUUACACCAUCAGCGAUGUCAUCGGCCACUUUCAGAAAAUGAGAGGCUACCAGGUGUUAAACCCAAUGGGCUGGGAUGCUUUUGGGCUUCCGGCUGAGAAUGCAGCCAUUGAAAGAGGCCUUGAUCCUGAAGAUUGGACUAAAAGGAACAUCCAGUCCAUGCGGGAGCAGCUGGACAGCCUUGGUCUUUGCUUUAACUGGGAUCGGGAGGUGACCACUUGCCUUCCUGACUACUACAAGUGGACGCAGUAUCUUUUUAUUAAGCUGUUCAAAGCAGGGCUGGCAUAUCAAAAAGAAGCCAUAGUGAACUGGGACCCCGUAGAUCAGACUGUGCUGGCUGAUGAGCAGGUGGAUGAAAACGGUUGCUCUUGGAGGUCUGGUGCUGUGGUGGAGCAGAAGAUGCUUACCCAGUGGUUCAUCAAGACCACAAACUACGGGAAGCCUCUCCUGGACGCCUUGUCUGACCUUCCAGAGUGGUACGGGGUCAAAGCCAUGCAGGCGAACUGGAUUGGAGAAUGUUCCGGUUGCUAUUUUGAUUUCAAACUCAAGGUGAGUGGGAAAGAGACAGGGGAGAUUCUGUCAGCCUACAGCUCCUCUCCAGAAGCGGUGUUUGGUGCAGCGUACCUUGCCAUCCUGCCCUCCCACAGACUCUUGCAUGGGAGCAGUUCAGUCCGCUCUGAGCUAGAGAAAGCUUUCCAGCCAGGCAGAGACUCGCUGACAGUAGUCACCGCUGUCAACCUGUUCACCGGCCUGGAGGUUCCUCUAGUUAUAUCUCACAAGGAGGCCUUUGAUGGAUAUCUAGACACCAUUGUUGGCACACCAGACUCCAGUGACGAGCAUCUGUCUGUGGCAAAGUCGUUAAAAUUAAGGUGGACCAGAGUUCUGCAAAACCAUGAAGAUGGAACACAAACUCUAAAAAACUCUGAUCAGUUCUCAGGACUGACCAGACAGCAGGCGUUUGACUUCAUUACUCAAAAAGCCAGAGAGCUGAAGGUGGGUGGCCACCUGACAAGUCCAAAACUUAGGGAUUGGCUGAUAUCAAGGCAGCGUUACUGGGGCACGCCCAUUCCUGUGGUGCAUUGUGGGUCCUGUGGUCCAGUUGCUGUCCCUGAGGAGGACUUACCAGUGACCCUGCCAGAGCUGCCGGCUCUCACAGGAAAGGGGGUAUCACCUUUGGCUGCCGCCCAUGAUUGGGUCAGUUGCAAAUGUCCGAGAUGCAAUGGCCCAGCAAAAAGAGAGACUGACACCAUGGACACUUUUGUGGACUCAGCCUGGUAUUACUUUAGAUACACCGACCCACAUAACACCACAAGGCCUUUUGAGCGCCGCCUAGCAGAUCACUGGCUGCCUGUGGACGUGUACAUUGGCGGCAAAGAGCACGCGGUCAUGCAUUUGUACUACGCUCGCUUCCUCUGUCACUUCUGCAAGGACCAGGGGCUCGUCGCUCACAGGGAGCCUUUUAAGAAGUUGCUCGUCCAGGGUCUGAUCAAGGGCCAGACUUUCCGGCGAGCAGACAGUGGCCAGUACUUAACGAGAGAGGAGAUUGACUUCACAGGAGAAGAGCCAGGGGUGUUGGGAGGUGGUCAAGUGGAAAUGACCUGGGAGAAGAUGAGCAAGUCUAAACACAAUGGUCUGGACCCCCAAGAGGUGGUACAGCAGUACGGCGUGGACACCGUUCGUCUCUACAUCCUCUAUGCCGCACCACCUGAACAGGACAUCCUCUGGAAUCUUAAAAAGGACACUCUUCCUGGGGUCUUGCGCUGGCAGUCCAGAAUAUGGCAGCUGGUGACAAAGCUACGAGAGGCUCGACAACUCUGUGACACGCCUUCUCCAUCCAUGCUGAAGAAGAAGGAGCUGGCAGAGGCAAAAAAUAUCUGGGAAAACAAGAACUUUGCAAUCCAAGAGGUCACUUAUUACUUCACGGAAGACUUCCUGUUCAAUGCGGCCAUUUCUCGUCUCAUGGGCCUCACAAAUACAUUGAGUAGUGCAACGGUCAGGGUGGUGCAACACAGUGUGGAAUUUGAGGAUGCCCUGGCCGCACUAGUUCUGAUGACAGCUCCCAUGGCACCCUUCCUGGCCUCUGAACUUUGGGCAGGUCUUUGUAAGGUGAACAACCCCAUCAGCAGCACUCUCCAGCGGGGAGGAGACGUCCUGUCAGAGUCCUGGCCCACUGUGGAUCCCAAGUACUUGGAGACCCCCGACUUUGUGGACAUUUCUGUGCUGAUUAACAACAAAGCCUGCGGGAGGAUAACGGUGCCUCUGCAGGUGUCCAAGGACUGUGAUGAAGUGGAGAAGCUGGUCAUGGAGAGUCCCCUGGGACAGACAGUCCUCAGAGAGGCAAACGUCAAGAGAGUCAUUCUCUCUCCAAGGACUGCCCUCAUCAAUUUCCUAGUUGGGGAGUGACCUUUCACCUUUCAACGCCGCUUUGGUAUUGUCUCUUUUUGUCUGCGGUAUGUACAGUAGAGUGUCAAUACGCCAGCAUCCAAUAUCGAUACUUCGGCAGGAAGUGCGAUCAAAUUUAAUUUUAUGUGAAUUUCCGUGUGUCAAAAAUCAUGUUUCAUUACGUGUUACUUUUAUUAUUUGGCUGCUCGACGCUCCUUUCAUCUUGUUUUGACAACACAGACCCGAUCGGCAGGCACGUUUUAAUAACAACUUAAUAAACAUCAAAAGUUGCUGAACAAACAGUGUGACUUAUACACGCAAGUCAAAAUCAUGAAUAUUAUUCUGUUUUCAAUGUAAAAAAAAAUGCAUUGAUAAUAUCAUAACCUUUAUAAAAACGUGUCUUUCUACUGGGCUGGCUAUCAUUAAACACAAAACAAAAUCAGGCGAACAAUUUUUUCUUAAAUUUGUAGUUUUUUGGUCAAUGAACACAAAAAGUUUGUUAAAGAAAAAAGUUCCACAUUCAAACUUUUUAAAGUGUGCACUGCAAAAAGUCAGUGUUCAAAAACAAGAAGAAAAAAAAAAAAAAAAAUUGGGGGUAUUUUACUUGAACUAAGCAAAAUUAUCUGCCAAUAGAACAAGAACAUUCGGCUUGUCAAGACUUUCCAAAACAAGUAAAAUUAGCUAACCUCAAUGAACCCAAAAAUACCUUAAAAUAAGUAUAUUCUCACUAAUAACAAGUGCACAUUUCUUGGUAGAAAAAAAAGUGACCUUUUUGCUCAAUAUGUUGAAUAAUAUUCUUAAAUAAGUAAAUGCUAGUGCCAUUAUCUUGACAUAACGAUAUGCGCUCGGCAUCAUGAUUAUUUUUUUUUCAUGCUUGAAGUAAGAAAUUAUUAUUUUAAAAAAGUAGUUUUAUACUUGCAUACCUGCCAACUACUCCGGUUUUCCCGUAAUUAGUACGGUUUUCAUCAACCUAUUCCGGGUUACGGUUGCAGUGAUAAAAAAUACGGUUUUUCAUUAAUUAAAAAAAAAAAAAAAAUUUAAGUUUUAUUCACGAAAUCGCGUAACAACAAUGACAAUCGACACUGCUUCCUAGGGCUGGGCGAUAUAACAAUAACAAUAUUUAUCGCGAUAGACAUGUGAUCAAUAUCAAUAGAAAAUGGGGUCGAUAGAAUGUUCGAUAAUUUCACUGAGUUCUGUUAGAAAAAAUAGGAAGAAAUGCCAAGACGGAACCGCACGGCAUUCUGGGGGGUUUAGGCAGAGGAAGGGCUUUGGCCUCUCAACCUAUCACGGCCAAGCCUGAACCGCAAGGCAUUCUGGGAAAUGCUAACAGGAAAAAAAAAAAAGCAACAACGGCGAGCUGACGACGAGGAGUGAAACAAAACGGGAAUAUGAGUGCGGCAGCACGAGAGGAAAUUGUAAAUAAAAAAGGAAACGUCACGUCACCAGUUUGGCAGUAUUUUGGAUUUUUUAAGUCCGAUACGAAUCAGAGUAAUACUGUCUGCAAACUUUGCAAGGUCGUCGUCCCGACCAAGCCUGGGGACACGACAAACUUAUUUUACCACCUGAGCCGCUCUCACCCGCUGGAGUACAGCAGUAACAAACAACCACAACCAUCUACAUCAGCCGGUGCAAGUGGAACAGCACCGAAGCGGCAACAACAGACCACCAUCGAGAGGUACUCGGCAGCAGUGCCAUACGACAAAAAUGCAAUACGUUAUAAAGAAAUAACGGAUGCAAUGGUGGAUCAAUUAGCGAAGGACAUGCUACCUACUUAUAUUUAAAAUAAAAGUAUUUAAAUUCAGCCUUUUUUCUCCUGGUCUUUAUUUAGAAUAGUUUGUUUUUUUUAUCAAUAAUUAUCGAUAUCGACUGAUAUGAAACACUUAUAUCGUGAUACAUUUUUUAGUCAUAUCGCCCAGCCCUACCACUGCUUCCCGUAACUUCCUAUCGAGCCAUUCCGAAUGCCAUGCGCGAGGCUAUUUAUAGCACCGCUGCCAUGCACGAGGCACCAGUUGCCAUUGUUUCCAAACGAGCGAACGAUCAUGGAAUCAGCCGGAGAAAAAUCGCAAACGAGUCUUAAACCGAAAAGAAAACUGCAGUCAUUCCGUGAAGAAUAUUCAAAAGCCUAUCCGGGAAUAAUUAUCCGUUCCAAAAAGGGUGAAAACUACGCGAAUUGCACCUUGUGCAGACAAGAUUUUUCGAUCGGACACGGAGGAAUUAGCGAUGUAAAAGACCACGUUGGGACAAAAAAACACAAGUCUAAUGCCUUUGCUAGCGAUACAAGUGGAAAACUUUCAAUGUUUUUCGGAUUUUAGCCACUAAAAGGUAAUGACACCAAUGUUAUCUAUUGGAAUUGUUUAGUACUGUUAUACUGUUAAAAGUGUUUAUACUAUUUAUGCUUUCAAGUCCAAGUUGAAGAAAUCUUGUUAAAUGUUGUCAGCAUAACUACCAAAAUACAGAAGUAUGUCCUUAAUAUUUUUGCAGUGCUAUUUCUGUUGAAAAGUUCAAAUGAUUACAUUAGAGAUGUGAUGUGCCACUUUUCAAGUGUCUGAUGGCUUAAAUUAAUUUUCAUGAAUUUUUCAUAUUUUGAAUUCUUUUGAAAGGCUUACAAAAAAACUACAUUUGAAUUGUAAUUCCAUGCUAUUGACAGGACUAUUAAUUUUAAUGAAGUUAGCUUACCAUGUUUACAGUAUGAUAAUUGUGAUAGAAAUGUGAAUUUUAGGCACAGAAUAUUUUUUACACUUGAACAAGGCAGUAGAUUAUACAAGCUUGGACAGAAAGUUAAUAAUGACACCAAUUUUUUUUUUUAAUGGAAUUGUUUAGUACUGUUUUACCAUUUGUUUACUGUAAAAAGUGUUUAUACUGUUUAUACUUUCAAUUAACAAAUUGAAGUCUUGUGAAAGGUUGACAGGAUAACUGGCAUUAACUGUCAAAAUAAUUUCAAACUAUUGAAGUUAGUUUACAGAAUAAACAUGUCAAUCAACCCAUAUGAUUUUUGCUGUAAUAUUUUUGUUUUGAAAAGUCACUGUGACUGAUAGAAAAGUGAUGGUUUUAGCAACAUUUUAACCUGUCUGAAUGCUAAUAAUCAUUUUGCGUCGGGGGGCUUCGCCCCCCUGAACCCCCCCUGGACCCCCCCUGGACCCUGGCUACUAGGUUUUUCUGAUUUCAAAAGUUGGCAGGUAUGUACUUGUGAGUGUUAAUGAUACAGCUUUGCAUCAGUUGAUAUUCUAGUUUCAAGCAUGUUUUACUCAACAUAGGUCAUGAAAUCUCAGCUACAGGCUGUAAUAUCUUACUGAGAUAAUUUCGGACCAAAACCCUUAAAACAAGUAAAACACUCUAACAUAAAAUCUGCUUAGUGAGGAGACUUAUCUAAUCAGACAGAAAAUAAGCAAAUAUCACCCUUAUUUGAGAUAUUUUAUCUUACUUAGAUUUCAGUUUUUGCAGUGUGAGGUGGGCCUUUAGGGAGUUUCGGGAAGGUGGUAGCAGCUUGAGAAAAAAUAAAGAAAAACCUGUUCCAACCUUGCCAACCUAAAUUCAAUUAGUUUAUGUCAAGUACAGUGAGAGAGUAAACAGUAGUGAUUGGUAAAUGACGCCUGAGUGAGUGUGUGGCCCACUCACUGGCUGUAUUGACACUGCACUGAUACCUUGUUGGUGUUUCAUUAUGGUCAUCUACCCAGGUUGAAUAAAAGUAACUACAUUUUAACUGAAACUAAAAUGUUAGCAAAUAUAAUUAUAUUUUUUGGUAUUUUUAAACAAAUAGGAAUAUGAAACGCCAUAAUAUCAACAUGAUCCCACCAUUUGUCUUUUUUCUUAGUUCCAUUAAAUUGAUGACGGUGACAAAAACCAAACAUGGCACACCACUACUCCGACUUUAUUUAGUACGAGUCGAAAGAAAUGUUCUGGUUUACAAUGUAAUUCAGAUUUGUGCAUUUCAUUUUCCUUUCUGGGUGUCUAUUCAUUAAAAAAGUAAAUUACAAAAACAAUAUAUUUUCUAGCUAUUGAUUUUGGAUGACUAUUAUGAAACAACAACAACAACAACAACAGUAUCAGUGCAGUGUCAAUACAGCUAAUGACUACGCCACACACUCACUGAGACAUAUUUUACCCAUUACUAACUACUACAUUUCCAGCUGCUAAUGGGGAAAGUAAAGUAUUUAUAUUUAACUUUGGUACUGUUGCCUGUCUUCAGUUCUCCAGUCAAACCCGAUUCAAUGAGUCAAGUCACACCACAACAACAAAGUCUGAAAUAGCCUACAGUGCAUUCUAAAUAGAACCCAUGCUUAUGCUCGGUGUUCCUUUUGCCCACAAUGGCGAUAACAUGUUGGGGCUUUAUAUCAUUUACAAACCCCGUUUCCAUAUGAGUUGGGAAAUUGUGUUAGAUGUAAAUAUAAACGGAAUACAAUGAUUUGCAAAUCAUUUUCAACCCAUAUUCAGUUGAAUAUGCUACAAAGACAACAUAUUUGGUGUUCAAACUGAUAAACAUUUUUUUGGGGGGCAAACUUUAGAAUUUGAUGCCAGCAACACAUGACAAAUAAGUUGGGAAAGGUGGCAAUAAAUACUGAUAAAGUUGAGGAAUGCUCAUCAAACACUUAUUUGGAACAUCCCAAAGGUGAACAGGCAAAUUGGGAACAGGUGGGUGCCAUGAUUGGGUAUAAAAGUAGAUUCCAUGAAAUGCUCAGUCAUUCACAAACAAGGAUGGGGCAAGGGUCACCACUUUGUCAACAAAUGCGUGAGCAAAUUGUUGAACAGUUUAAGAAAACCCUUUCUCAACCAGCUAUUGCAAGGAAUUUAGGGAUUUCACCAUCUACGGUCUGUAAUAUCAUCAGAGGGUUCAGAGAAUCUGGAGAAAUCACUGCACGUUAGCAGCUAAGCCCGUGACCUUCAAUCCCUCAGGCUGUACUGCAUCAACAAGCGAUAUCAGUGUGUAAAGGAUAUCACCACGUGGGCUCAGGAACACUUCAGAAACCCACUGUCAGUAACUAUAGUUGGUCGCUACAUCUGUAAGUGCAAGUUAAAACUCUCCUCUGCAAGGCGAAAACCGUUUAUCAACAACACCCAGAAACGUCGUCGGCUUCGCUGGGCCUGAGCUCAUCUAAGAUGGACUGAUACAAAGUGGAAAAGUGUUCUGUGGUCUGACGAGUCCACAUUUCAAAUUGUUUUUGGAAACUGUGGACGUCGUGUCCUCCGGACCAAAGAGGAAAAAAACAUCCGGAUUGUUAUAGGCGCAAAGUUGAAAAGCCAUUAUCAGUGAUGGUAUGGGGGUGUAUUAGUGCCCAAGACAUGGGUAACUUACACAUCUGUGAAGGCACCAUUAAUGCUGAAAGGUACAUACAGGUUUUGGAGCAACAUAUGUUGCCAUCCAAGCAACGUUACCAUGGACGCCCCUGCUUAUUUCAACAAGACAAUACCAAGCCACGUGUUACAUCAACGUGGCUUCAUAGUAAAAGAGUGCGGGUACUAGACUGGCCUGCCUGUAGUCCAGACCUGUCUCCCAUUGAAAAUGUGUGGCGCAUUGUGAAGCCUAAAAUACCACAACGGAGACCCCCGGACUGUUGAACAAGUUAAGCUGUACAUCAAGCAAGAAUGGGAAAGAAUUCCACCUGAGAAGCUUAAAAAAUGUGUCUCCUCAGUUCCCAAACGUUUACUGAGUGUUGUUAAAAGGAAAGGCCAUGUAACACAGUGGUGAACAUGCCCUUUCCCAACUACUUUGGCACGUGUUGCAGCCAUGAAAUUCUAAGUUAAUUAUUAUUUGCAAAAAAAAAAAUAAAGUUUAUGAGUUUGAACAUCAAAUAUGUUGUCUUUCUAGUGCAUUCAAUUGAAUAUGGGUUGAAAAGGAUUUGCAAAUCAUUGUAUUCUGUUUAUAUUUACAUCCAACACAAUUUCCCAACUCAUAUGGAAACGGAGUUUGUAGUUCACAGCCAGGCCCAGGAGUGUAUUCUCCAUGCAGUUUUCAUUCACGUUAAACUAGCGUGGUCUAGUGGGUGAUAUAAAACUGCAGAACUUGCACAAAUUGUCACGUCGCGUCACUAAAUAUGAAGUGGGUUACAUAUGUUGAGAGUUUGUUGUCUUCUAAUUCCUUCACAAAUGUAUCACAUUUGAUGCCUCGUGUUGUAUAGUACUGUGCUGCGUGUGGGGAAGAAUUAAACCCCCCUGGUCAAAGAAGGCUAAUGUAGCCGUGGCACAUAUCAUUUUUCGAGGGCCACAUGGCCAAACAAAGGUGCAACGAAAGCCAAGGUUGCUGUGAAAUUUCUACCCUGGUUAGUUGUAAAUCAGGUUUUUCCUCACUUCUGAAAUAAAAAACGGUGUCAAAUCAGACCGCUGUUAUGCAACUAUUAUGACAAAACCCUUUUUAUUUUUGUAUUAAAUUAUUGCAUUUCUUCAUUUAUUUUGUAUGCUUUUUGUGCAAGAAGACAUUUUUCCACAUCUUCAGUUACAGAAGCCCUUUCACAAUGCCUCUUGGAGCAGAACUUG
This is a messenger RNA of Nerophis lumbriciformis (worm pipefish), 9308 nucleotides long. It is a transcript of the gene lars2, whose product is annotated as leucyl-tRNA synthetase 2, mitochondrial. Gene Ontology annotation, biological process: leucyl-tRNA aminoacylation; mitochondrial translation. The record is from RefSeq and is a predicted model, not a curated record. Gene Ontology annotation, molecular function: aminoacyl-tRNA deacylase activity; leucine-tRNA ligase activity; ATP binding. Lineage: Eukaryota; Metazoa; Chordata; Actinopteri; Syngnathiformes; Syngnathidae. Gene Ontology annotation, cellular component: mitochondrion.